Rhipicephalus sanguineus (brown dog tick) is the source of this 1527-nucleotide messenger RNA. RefSeq lists its product as uncharacterized. The transcript has 3 exons. Lineage: Eukaryota; Metazoa; Arthropoda; Arachnida; Ixodida; Ixodidae. The record is from RefSeq and is a predicted model, not a curated record. The coding region runs from base 109 to 1452 and encodes 447 amino acids.
CUCCAAGGUCAUCGAUGUAAGGCCUUCAUAUGUAAGAAAAGGGUAUGCAGAUCCCUUUCGAACGACCAGUCAGUGCCGCGGCAGCGCUGAAGACACAAGCUGCCCAAGAUGCGGAGAGCAAUACUUUUGCUGAUUUGCGUGGCCACCGCCUAUGGUCAGCAGAAAGGCGGUGCUACUGGUGGGCCCAUCGGUGUAGGACCGGGAGCUUCACUAAGCGGUCUCUCAGGGCCAGCAGGUGGAGGUGGACCAAAUGGUAUGUCGGGAAUGGGGCCAAGUGGCCCCAGUGGCAUUGGAGGAGGAGGAGGAGCUGGGCCAGGUCUUGCCGGAACCGGACCAAACGGCAUUAGCGGUGGACCCGGAGUAGCUGGCGUCGGAAUGGGGCGUGGAGGCCCAGGCGGCCCUGGAGGUCCCGGAGGUCCAGAAGCCGGUGUAUCGCCAAGUAUUAUGUUCGGGGAACCUGAAGACGAAGGCGGGGAAGAAGGCGGUGCAGGCCUCAUAGGAUUUGGUCCCGAACAUGGACAGCUGGACCUCUUCACCCUGCUGCUCCGCCAGAUCUUCUUGGCCUACGGCGCGGACCCACUUAGGCUUCCCGAAACGACCAUGCCAUUCAACAGUAUCCUGCGCAUGUCGGGCACCGUGCACACCUACAACUCGCGCGUAUUCGGUCUCUCUCACGUGAGGCGCACUGGCCCGUGCUUCGUGACGGCUGAUCAGAGCGGAAUGCGUCUUGGUCUCGACCUUGGAAUCAAGGACGUGUUCGCCAACUCGUCCGCCACUGUGACGAUGGCAAACAAGAACAUAAGAAAGCAACGCGUCCACUUUACUGUCAUUGUCAGGAAAGCCCGGGCCAUCCUCGAAGUAGCACAGACGGGAGCCCAUGAGAUCCACGUGACAAACUUCAAGAUUCUCUUUCUGCAAGGCUUCAAACUAUUCCUCCGACCAGAUCAGCCGUCAAAAAGACCACUCUUCCGCGCCUUCCUGCGCGCAGCGCAAGCCUUCCUUGAGCGGUCAGUCAAGAGGCGCCUCGAGCCCCUGGUGCGCAAGGCCAUCGACACUCAGAUCAAGACCGUUCUCGCCUACCUGAAUCGCCAGGCAGAACUCAGGCCCAAGCCACGCCUGCCGCCUGAGCUCUUUGCGGGUGUAGCGGAGGGCAUUGUGAUUGGUGGCCCCUCAGGACCAGGUGCUGGACCAGGAGGACCAAGUUUUGGACCUGGUGUAGGACGAGGGGGAGGACCAGGCGUAGGACCUGUCGGACCUGGAGGACCGUUAAGUGCGGGCGCCGGGUUCCCUGAAGGAGGGCCGUCAAACGGAGGUGGAGGUGCUGGUUCGUCAAUCUCAGGCGUCGGUCCGACGGGCCCUGGACCUCAAUUAGCCGCAGGUGCCCAAUUGUCGGGACUUUCCGGCACGAUAGGCGGAGGCUCUGGAGUUGGCCAACAGAAAGUAAAAGGCUAGUAAAUCUGACGGAAACAAAUCUAUCGAUAAGCCUUCCAUCUAUAUUGGAAAUAAAUACCUACCCAUUUACAUUCA